Messenger RNA from Debaryomyces hansenii CBS767, 1647 nucleotides. RefSeq lists its product as uncharacterized. Lineage: Eukaryota; Fungi; Ascomycota; Pichiomycetes; Serinales; Debaryomycetaceae. The record is from RefSeq and is a predicted model, not a curated record. Bases 1 to 1647 code for a protein of 548 amino acids. The transcript has 2 exons.
AUGAAAAAAGGGGGAAAAGUUCCAAAAUUAGGUAAAAGGGCUCAGUCGUUAUUAAACUCGCAGAAAGAGAAUCAAGAGUAUGAAUCAAAGCAACCACAAACGGCAGAUGAAUUCUUAGAUCAGGGUGCGAUUGAUGAAGAAAGUGGAGAUCGAUGGUUGGGAUCUGAUUUGGCAAAAGCUCUCCGAUUCUACCAGAAAGCUUACAAUCAAUAUCUAAUGGCCAUAAAACUUUCACCAAAUAGUACUUUGGAUAGCUACUACAAUGCUUCUAGGCUUCUAUUUCAUGUUUACAAUCAAUAUUUUAAAACAGAUGGAGUUAGUGUAUAUGAUUUAAACAAUGUGGAAGAUGCAAUUAGUGGUGGUGAAGAUUCGGUAGUACAGAAUUUAUCAGAAAUAGUGAGAGCUCAUGAGAAGGCAAUUGAUGUAGCAAAUUCUUUGAAUGUUCGAAUCCCUCUAGAUUUACUAUUCAAUACUGCAUUGGUGUAUACUGAAGUGAUUGAAAUUCAACAGGAGAAUGAAAGCGAUAAUUUCGAUUCAGUCUUGGAGUAUGGGUACAAGACACAGGGCAUAUUUCAGAAUCUUAUAGAAUUACAAACAACCGAACUUCAAAAGUUUAUUAAUGACUUAAAUGAAAUAACAAAUGAUUCCUCAAGCACAAAUAAUAAUAGCACAUCUUCGAGCAGUGAUACGUCUCCACAAGAAGAGGAAUUCACGAGUGAAGAGGUUCUUCAACCUCCUGAUGUAUUUGAAACAAUAAUAUCGGCUUAUAGACUAGCACAAGCGGUACUUGAGAACAUAAGUGACUCAAAUUCACAGUUAGUGCUGUCGCUAGACAUGAUAAACCCAUUUUUAUCUACUUGUGAGGCUGUUGCAGAUGACUUAAUACUUAACUUUGGAGAGAGAAAUAAUAAGAAAAGCGACAUGAUUUCCUCAAUUACACAAGACAAUGUGGAUGACUAUCUAAUUUGCAAGACCUAUAUUAAAGGCUUAGCGAUUAAUGAAUUCAGCAAGGUGUAUGAAUUGUGGAAUAGUGAUGAAUUACCUCAUACUCCUGAAAGAUACAUGCUGGCAGCUGACAAUAUUCAAACGAUGAUAGAUCGAAAUGAUAUUAAUUUAAACAGUGCUAGUUCAAACCAGACAAUUGCUGAAUUCUAUUGGAAAGCACUUACACAAAUGGGUAAUUACUACAAACAAUCACAAGAGUUAUUGAAUACAUUAUUGAUAGAGAAGAAGAAAAGGCCUUCUGGAACAGACGAUGGAAUUGGGUCAAUCAUUUCGCAAAUCAGCAAUAUUAUUAUCGCCAGAUCCGACAUCGAUCUCCAGAGAUCCCAAUUACAAAACUAUGAACCGGCUCUUAAACAUAAGGACGUUUUAUUUCAAAAUUGCAAGACAUUUUUGAAAAACGCCAUGAAUAUUUCCAACACUACCGGAGGAUUAAGAGAACGCAUAACCGAAAAACUUCAAAGAGAAAAGAGAAAAGCCGAAGCAGUAAUGAGGCUCUGUAUGCUCGAGAAUAAAUCAUCUCUACAAGAAUUGGACUCAAUUUUAGGUAGACAAAAAUGGACGGCCGAAUUGCCUAAUUUAAGCAAACUCGGGUACUUUGACGCAUUUGGUAUCUCUAAUAUCGUAGUACCAACAGAUUUCUAA